Aspergillus caelatus is the source of this 297-nucleotide messenger RNA. Its product is annotated as U6 snRNA-associated Sm-like protein LSm8. The coding region runs from base 1 to 297 and encodes 98 amino acids. Gene Ontology annotation, cellular component: U6 snRNP; U4/U6 x U5 tri-snRNP complex; precatalytic spliceosome. Gene Ontology annotation, molecular function: RNA binding. Lineage: Eukaryota; Fungi; Ascomycota; Eurotiomycetes; Eurotiales; Aspergillaceae. The record is from RefSeq and is a predicted model, not a curated record. Gene Ontology annotation, biological process: mRNA splicing, via spliceosome. The transcript has 2 exons.
AUGUCUCUCCACUCAUAUAUUAAUAAAAAAGUCCUGGUUCUGACUGUUGACGGGCGGACUCUUCUGGGAACGCUACUUUCCACGGAUCAGUUGACUAACCUGGUUCUCCUGGAUACCAUCGAACGAAUCAUUCGCACCCCUGAUGACCCCGAGCCAAGCUCUCAGAUCGAGCACGGUCUGUACCUGAUCCGAGGCGAUAACGUGGUAGUAUGCGGCGAAGUGGACGAGAAGAUCGAUGGCGAGAUUGACUGGGCCAAGGUUAAAGGCGAGGUGGUCAAGGGUACCAAGAACGCAUGA